UCAAAAUGGCUGUUAGUCCUGACUUGAAUGGGCACUUUCGUUCUAUGGAUUCUAUUUCUAUGGAUAAUAUUUCUUUUCGCGCUGUCAGUGAAUAGCUAAAGGCCUUUCGCAAAUUUCUAAAUACAAUCGUGGGAAAUACGUUUGGAAAGCAAAUGCCUACUGCCUGAAAGAGAAGACUAAUUUGUCAGUAGAAGCUACCAUUUUUUUCCCUCAACAACGAACAGCACUGUUUUUCAAAGUAGUCAGGCUUAUCUUGAGACCAUCACCUGUACAGUGAGAAGCCUAGGCUACGCAUAUUCAUGCUAUCUAUCUUCAUCAUUGGGAAUCAGUAUGGCACACCGCUCUCAAUGUUCCUCAGCCGGGGAUAACCGCCUGGACCCCAACUACGUGCCUCCCCACUACCGCGAGGAGUACCGACUGGCCAUUGACGCACUGGUGGAGGAUGACCUGGAGGGCUAUUAUGAAUUCCUCCAGAGUGCGGAUGUGGUGGACUUCCUUUCCAGACAGGAAAUUGAGCACAUUAGGUGCACAGUGAAAGUUCCGUACCAGAGCACUCAGCCUGAGCUCCCAUAUGUGGAGUCUGGGGGAGACGGCUCUUCAGACACAUACUGGCCCGUCCACUCUGACUUGGAUGCACCCGGUCUUGACCUUGGCUGGCCCGAACAGCAGCGCUUCAUAGGCCCCACCGAUGUCACCACACUGGUUAACCCCUCUGAGCCAGAUAUGCCAAGUAUCAAGGUGCAGGCUCGUCGACUUAUCAAGAAUGCUCAACAAGUGAUCGCUGUGGUAAUGGACACCUUUACAGAUGUGGACAUCUUUGCGGAUAUUCUGGAUGCUGCCAUGCGAAAUGUUGCCGUGUAUAUCAUUCUGGAUGAACAGAAUGCACACCACUUCACUAGCAUGGCUUCCAACUGCCGGGUCAAUCUGGAAAACAUUCAAUUCAUGCGUGUCAGAACUGUGUCAGGGGUCACCUAUCACUGUCGCUCUGGGAAGACCUUCAAGGGUCAGAUGAUGGAUCGCUUCUUGCUGACAGACUGCAGGGCAGUCCUGAGUGGAAACUAUAGCUUCAUGUGGUCUUUUGAGAAGCUUCACCGUUGCAUGGCUCACCUCUUCCUUGGACAGCUUGUGACUACUUUUGAUGAGGAGUUCCGGAUCCUGUUUGCACAGUCCCAACCUUUGGUACCGGAAAAUGUCCUUGUUCCAAUGCCACACUACAUCAGUUUAUCUGACAGCCAAUACAGCAGUGAUCGGACACUAUUGUUCAGAGAUCCCAGAAAGUUCCUCCCCGUAGAGAGCUCUCGUCCUGAAGAAUGGGCUAGACAUUCCUCUGAUGACCGCAUGGAUAUGGUUCAGAAAAUGACGCCUCCUGGAAGGUGUGAGCCCAUCCACAGUUCACUAGAUCAGGGUCCACUAGAUAUGUACAGCAACAAGUACUCCUCCCAGCAAUUUAAAAUGGAGCAGCAGUCUUUUUUGGCACAAGGUCAGCCCAUGAUGCAGUCGAACGCAAUGGAGUUUGCUAGCUCUAAAAGGCACAGUUAUGCAGAGGGCACUUAUGCCAGACAUUCCUCCUCUCCAUUCAUGCAGCACCAAGCCAUUCACAGCUUUGAGGGGGAUAUGGCAACCCAGAACAGGAAGAUACAUAGGGAACAGCAUCACUAUCAGAGAACAGGGCUAGAACCAGGUUAUAGCGGCUACGAUCAAUUCAGGGACCAAGGGUACCCUCUGAUGGAUCAGUAUUCGGAGUCUGGGUACCUACAUGGACUAGCGAUAGAGCCACCAGACGACUAUGACCCUGUACUGAAUUAUUUGUCAUCAUCAAACCUUGCUGUGGAGCUGGGACAUGGCUUAAACAAAUUAUCAAGUCCAGGAGAGGGUCCCUUUAGUCAGUCAAACCCCAAAAGACUGAGCACGGGCCAGCCUCAUGCCUGUCAGACCUCCCCAACACAACAAAACCCAUUUGAACAGAAAUCAUUUUUUGUCAGGUCUGGUUCGGACUGUAAAACACAGGAUCCCAGUGCAAAGCAGGGGAUGCGAGAUUGGAGGAUCAGCUCAUACCUCAGUGCAUAUGAUGAUGCAGGAGAGGAAGACAUUCCACAGCCUAUGGGAAAUGACCCCUUUCAAGAGCCCCUUAAUCCAUCACAAGGCAAAUUAUUUACUCCACUGGUAUCAGAUCCCAGGUUUAGUGCCAAAGAGUUACCCAAGAUUCCAGGGCUCAGGUUAAACAAGCCCAUCUGCCCAGAACACUCAAGAACACUAGAAAUGCUUGUUAGCUUGGCAACAGAUGCCCGAACAACACUAACACCACCUUCGGAGUCGUCAUCAACCACUGAAGGUGACAAAUCAGAGGAGAUGGAUGUAAAAGAGCCCAAAAGAGAAGAGUCAUUCCGUAGGAGGUUCAAUCCUGCUAUCCAAAGGACCUCUAGACUAAGAUCCUCACUAAUCUUCAGCUCACAACUAGAACAGCAUAUCUCACAGGAACAGAAAUUUAACUCUGGCCAACACUGUGAGGAAACUGCCAAUGAGGAAGAUGACCAAUCUAGAUUAUCCUUGACCGCUCAGGUUUUGGGAAAAAGAAGAUCCAUGACAAGAGAACCUUUUGAAUGGAGAUUUAAGUCGGCGACAGUUGAUAAUUCAACCAUAGAGUCUUUGAAAUCUGAGGACAUCACUACUGAUUCAGGUGAUAAGGAAUUGACAAAGUAUCUUCCUGUGAGCACGGACAAGGUUUCUUCAAUGGAACAAUCCAAUCCUGCCCAUGAAGAACAAACCAAAACGGUACAAUCUGCACAUCCAUCCAAACCUGCUCAAGUUGAGAAACCCAAAACCAUACAAUCAGCACACCAGGCAUCUUCAUUGAGCAAUACAUCCUAUAUAGACAUGAAUGAUCCAGACAGUAGGUUAUUUUUUUUUAAAGAGUUGGCUGCCAAACGAAAAGCUGCAAAGGCUGCAGAGUCUGAGAGCAGCGCUGAAAAAGCUCCUGUAAAACCAGUAACUCCAUUUGACUUAAAAACUAAGGAACCAGUCACAAGGAUAGAACCUAACCUUCCAAUAGCCACACUAAAUCCAACAGAUACUUCAACCAGUAAGCCAGCUCCAUCAACAGAGGCACCUCCUAAUCCAUCAGAUACUUUCAACAAAAAACCAACAACAUCGACAGAAGCCCCACUUUAUCCAGCACAUACUUCAAUAAAAGAGACAGCUACAUCAACAGAAGCGUCAUCAGAAACACUGGAGACUUCACCAGUGUUACAGGAGAACAAAACAUCCAUGGCAAAAUGUGGCUCAUUACUUGAUGUCAAAGAACACGCUUCUAAAAAUAAAGAACAGCAAGACCUUCAACUUCCCAGAAGUGACUCCAAAACAUUCCUCAGGGAUAAGUUAUAUUGUGUCGAUGGACUACUUAGAGUCUCUACUGAUACUGAGAAGAUUGAGCUGAAGAACAGUCGGAACCAAAGAGGGUCUAAGGUUAACCCUGGAGAUACAAGUACAUUUCUUAAGAGCGCCUCAAAAGAGUGUACCUUUAACAUCGCCCCAAAGGAUUUCAGUUUAUAUAAACUAUCUCCAAAGAAACCAAAGUCAUUCAAUCCUGCUUCAAAUGAGCUAAACCCAUCUCUUCCACUCACACUAACAGAAGCUAGCUCAUCUUCAUAUCCGACACCAAAAGGUUUAAGCUCAACUAGUCUCACUUCAUCAAAAAAUGCAGCAAAGGAGUUGAGCUCAGCCCUUACACCCACCCUUAAGGAGCCCAGUUCAUCUAUCCCCAUGUCAAAGCAGCCAUUACCAUCCUCUAAACCUAUCACAGUAGAGUACAACAUACCUCUGAGCCCCUCCCAAUCUGAGCCAGGUGUGUCUCAUAAGCAGGACAAAACAGAUUCCAAGGAAUCUCUCUGCCCUACCCCAAUGCAAUCUUGCUCAUCCUCAAUCCCUGCAACAGAAUUUAUCCCUCCGCCAAUCCCAACCCAAACAGAAUCUAGUUUCUUACCCAAGUCCACCUUAGUUGGGUCCAUUUCAUCAACACCAAUGGAAUCUAACACCUCUCCCAAGCCCUCCACAAAGGAGUCAUUGUCUGCAAUUGCCACAACUGAGUUGAGGUCAUCCUCUCCUAAGACCAACCCAAUAAAAUCCUAUUCCUCCCCUUGUCCUGGCCAACAUGAGUCAGUUUUGUCACUCAAACGUUCCAAAACAGCAUGCAACUCCUCUCCAAUGCCCGCUACGGUGUCCAAUGGCUCUUACAACUCUUCACCUCCAUCUUCAAAGCAUGUCAUGGAGGAAACCAACAAGUCUCCCAUCCUCACACCAACAAAAUCUAGCUCUCCUCCCGAGCCUACCCCAACAGAAUCUAGUGCUUCUACCAAUCCAACACCAAGAGAACUCAACCCUCUUCCUCGCACCACCCCAACGAAAACAAGUGCAUCUACUGGCCCUACCCUAACAGAAUCAAGUGCAUCUUCUAACCCAACCCCAACAAAAUCACACUCCUCCCUUACAUGUGGGUCAGGUGGAUCAGUUGUGUGUCCCAAGCCUGGCCAAACAAAGUCCAGAACUUCUCCAAACGAAUCUUGUUCCUCUCCUAAUCAUACCCUAACUGAACCUACCUCGCCAUUCAACCCUGUCCUUGUGGAAUCCGUCCCAUCAAGCAACUCAAACCCAUCUGAAUCCACUGCCUGUCAUGACACUGCCCCGGCUCCACCCGUCGUUGUGGAUAACAGUAAGGAGGGCAAACCAAGUAAACUUAACAAGGAGCAAAAAGCGGGAAGUUCUGCAGCUUCUAAAGGUGAGAAGAUAGCAGGUGAUCCUGAAACUGAGAGCAAAACUGCUCCUGGAGAAUCUGCCUCCCAUGGACCGCAGAGUCCUGAUGAGACCAAAGAGAAUAACAGCACUAUGAAACCAGAGAGCACAACAGAUCAAAGCAAUCCCAUAUCACCCCCAGUGAAGCAACCUAAAGUAAGCCAGUCCCACUACCAUUCAUCUACUGCCAAUGUGCUCUCUAGCAGCAACCUAAGAGAUGACACAAAGCUUCUAUUAGAGCAGAUUUCUGCUAACAGCCAGAGCAGGACCGAACUCACUAAAGAAUCUGCUGUCACUGAUGAUGCCAAACAGGAUGAGGCUGACCGGGGUGUUAGCGGUAGGGAGGAAGCAUCAGCCCGACGACAGAUCGGAGGCCCGGUUAGAACUUCUCAGGAGAGGGAGAAGCUUCUUCAGAGAAUCGAUAGCAUGCGGAAGGGGAGGAAAGUCUACAGCCGCUUUGAGGUGGCGCCUUAACCAGGGAUCGGAAGGAUGAGUGAGUACGGAGAAAGACCAUUGCACAUUUUCCUCUAGAACUUGUCCUUUAACUAUGUCCAUUCCCAAAAAGUCUAAAACCUCAGGUCGGAGAGGGAUCACUAGCUAACCAACAUAAAUAUUAUUCUCAGGUUUCUAUAUUAGAGGGUUUCUCCGAAUGGACUAUAUGCAUGUAAAGCAUUAAGGAUUUUGGGAACAAAAACUUGACCAAGUUUACCAACAUGGAUUUCUGUGUAAAUAAGCAGAGACUACAGUGGGGACAAUGGACCACUGCUAUCUACAAAGGGGAACUGAAAAAUCCAAUCUCAUCAGCGAAAUGCACAACUAAAUGUGAAAUAUAUUUGAAAAUGAUUGUGUUCCUAGACACACUGGACGUAAUGGUAUUGUUGACUGCAAUGUAAUGUCUGUCACUCUCUGGGUUGUUGAAUUAUCAUCCGUUUGAGAAUCUGUUUUAUAUACUAACAAUCAUUUCCAAAUAAUACAAUUAGAAUCACCAUAGAAAAUGUAUUAAUCAUAAACAGUGCAAGAAUAGCCUUCAAAUAGUUGGAGCACUUUUUUCAUUUGGAAUGCUUUAUUAGAAUUAUUAAAUCAGAAUGACAGUGUGCUAGAUAAACCAAAUGUAUGCAUGAAUAAUCAUGUGUAUUUGCACAAAAAAUGUGUGUGUAUAUAUACAGUAUAUAUGUAAUACUGUGAUUUUAAUGCCACGGGACAUUAGGUCCCUUUUUUUAAAGGGGCUAUCUGUGAUUGCUACAUCCAUUUUGGACUUUUAAAUGAAUUAUACACUACCGGUCAAAUGUUUUAGAUCACCUACUCAGGGUUUUUCUUUAUUUUCACUAUUUUCUACAUUACAGAAUAAUAGUGAAGACUUCAACUGUAACGGUAGUCCUCCUCCUCUUCAUCCGAAGAGGAGGAGUAGUGAUUGAACCAAGGCGCAGCGUUGAGAAAUGACAUGAUUUAAUUAAGACACGAAAAAACAACGAAGACAGAAAACGAACUAUACUUGAAUUAACUAACAAAAUAACAAAACGAAUGUGUAGACAAACCUAGACAUACGAACUUACAAUAAAACACGAAGAACGCACGAACAGGGAAAAUAGACUACACAAAAAUGACGAUGUACAAACAAACCGAACAGUCCCGUAAUGUGCGACAAACAAAUGAAAUGAAAAACACCUGCCUCUAAUUGAGAGCCAUAUUAGGUCACCCUUUAAACCAACAUAGAAACAGAAAACAUAGACUGCCCACCCAAACUCACGCCCUGACCAACUAACACAUAAAAAACUAACAGAAAACAGGUCAGGAACGUGACAUCAACACUAUGAAAUAACACAUAAGGAAUGAUGUAGUAACCAAAAAAAGUGUUAAACAACUCAAAAUAUAUUUUAGAUCUGAGAUUAUUCAAAUAGCCACCCUUGCAUUGAUGACAGCUUUGCACACACUUGGCAUUCUCUCAAUCAGCUUCACCUGGAAUGCUUUUACAACAGUCUUGAAGGAGUUCCCACAUAUGCUGAGCACUUGUUGGCUGCUUUUCCUUCUCUCAGUCCAACUCAUCACCAACCAUCUCAAUGUGGUUGAGGUCGGGGGAUUGUGGAGGCCAGGUCAUCUGAUGCAGCAUUCCAUCACUCUCCUUCUUGGUCAAAUAGCUUUACACAGCCUGGAGGUGUGUUGGGUCAUUGUCCUGUUGAAAAACAAAUGAUAGUCCCACUAAGCCCAAACCAGAUGUGAUGGCUUAUCGCUGCAGAAUGCUGUGGUAGCCAUGCUGGUUAAGUGUGCCUUGAAUUCUAAAUAAAUCACAGACAGUGUCACCAGGAAAGCAGCCCCACACCAUAACACCUCCUCCUCCCUGCUUUACGGUGAGAAAUACACAUGCGGAGAUCAUCCGUUCACCCACACCACGUCUCACAAAGACACGGCGGUUGGAACCAAAAAUCUCCAAUUUGGACUCCAGACCAAAAGACAAAUUUCCACCGGUCUAAUGUCCAUUGCUCGUGUUUCUUGGCCCAAGCAAGUCUCUUCUUCUUAUUGGUGUCCUUUACAAGUGUUUUUUUAGCAGCAAUUCGACCAUGAAGGCCUGAUUCAUGCAUUCUCCUCUGAACAGUUGAUGUUGAGAUGUGUCUGUUACUUGAACUCUGUGAAGCAUUUAUUUGGGCUGCAAUUUCUGAGGCUGGCGACUCUAAUGAACUUAUCCUCUAGCAGAGGUAACUCUGGGUCUUCCAUUCCUGUGGCGGUCCUCAUAAGAGCCAGUUUCAUCAUAGCGCUUGAUGGUUUUUGCAACUACAAAGUUCUUGAAAUUUCCCAUAUUGACUGACCUUCAUGUCAUAAAGUAAUGAUGGACUGUUGUUUCUCUUCGCUUAUUUGCUGUUCUUGCCAUAUGGACUUGGUAUUUUACCAAAUAGGGCUAUCUUAUGUAUGCCCCUCUACCUUGUCACAACACAACGGAUUGGCUCAAAUGCAUUAAGAAGGAAAGAAAUUCCACAAAUUAACUUUUAAGAAGGCACACCUGUUAAUUGAAAUGAAUUCCGGGGGGCUAACUCAUGAAGCUGGUUGAGAGAAUGCCAAGAGUGGGCAACGCUGUCAUCAAGGCAAAGGGUGGCUAUUAAACACUUUUUUGGUUACUACAUGAUUCCAUAUGUGUUAUUUAAUAGUUUUGAUGUCUUCACUAUUAUCCUACAAUGUAGAAAUAGUAAAAAUAAAGAAAAACCCUUGAAUGAGUAGAUGUUUUAAAACUUUUGACCGGUAGUGUAAAUACAGUGGGGCAAAAAAGUAUUUAGUCAGCCACCAAUUGUGCAAGUUCUCCCACUUAAAAAGAUGAGAGAGGCCUGUAAUUUUCAUCAUAGGUACACUUGAACUAUGACAGACAAAAAAAUAAAAAUAAAUCCAGAAAAUCACAUUGUAGGAUUUUUAAUACAUUUAUUUGCAAAUUAUGGUGGAAAAUAAGUAUUUGGUCACCUACAAACGAGCAAGAUUUCUGGCUCUCACAGACCUGUAACUUCUUCUUUAAGAGGCUCCUCUGUCCUCCACUCGUUACCUGUAUUAAUGGCACCUGUUUGAACUUGUUAUCAGUAUAAAAGACACCUGUCCACAACAUCAAACAGUCACACUCCAAACUCCACUAUGGCCAAGACCAAAGAGCUGUCAAAGGACACCAGAAACAAAAUUGUAGACCUGCACCAGGCUGGGAAGACUGAAUCUGCAAUAGGUAAGCAGCUUGGUUUGAAGAAAUCAACUGUGGGAGCAAUUAUUAGGAAAUGGAAGACAUACAAGACCACUGAUAAUCUCCCUCGAUCUGGGGCUCCACGCAAGAUCUCACCCCGUGGGGUCAAAAUGAUCACAAGAACGGUGAGCAAAAAUCCAAGAACCACAUACCACUGCUGCCUUGCUUCUGAAGCUAAGCAGGGUUGGUCCUGGUCAGUCCCUGGAUGGGAGACCAGAUGCUGCUGGAAGUUUUGUUGGAGGGCCAGUAGGAGGCACUCUUUCCUCUGGUCUAAAAAAUAUCCCAAUGCCCCAGGGCAGUGAUUGGGGACACUGCCCUGUGUAGGGUGCCGUCUUUCGGAUGGGACGUUAAACGGGUGUCCUGACUCUCUGAGGUCAUUAAAGAUCCCAUGGCACUUAUCGUAAGAGUAGGGGUGUUAACCCCGGUGUCCUGGCUAAAUUCCCAAUCUGGCCCUCAAACCAUCACGGUCACCUAAUAAUCCCCAGUUUACAAUUGGCUCAUUCAUCCCCCUCCUCUCCCCUGUAACUAUUCCCCAGGUCGUUGCUGCAAAUGAGAACGUGUUCUCAGUCAACUUACCUGGUAAAAUAACGGUAAAAUAAAAAAUAAAUAAAACACGGGGGGACCUAGUGAAUGACCUGCAGAGAGCUGGGUCCAAAGUAACAAAGCCUACCAUCAGUAACAGACUACGCCGCCAGGGACUCAAAUCCGGCAGUGCCAGACGUGUCCCCCUGCUUAAGCCAGUACAUGUCUGAAGUUUGCUAGAGAGCAUUUGGAUGAUCCAGAAGAAGAUUGGGAGAAUGUCAUAUGGUCAGAUGAAACCAAAAUAGAACUUUUUGGUAAAAACUCAACUCGUCGUGUUUGGAGGACAAAGAAUGCUGAGUUGCAUCCAAAGAACACAUACCUACUGUGAAGCAUGGGGGUGGAAACAUCAUGCUUUGGGUCUGUUUUUCUGCAAAGGGACCAGGACGACUGAUCCGUGUAAAGGAAAGAAUGAAUGGGGCCUGUAUCGUGAGAUUUUGAGUGAAAACCUACUUCCAUCAGCAAGGGCAUUGAAGAUGAAACGUGGCUGGGUCUUUCAGCAUGACAAUGAUCCCAAACACACCGUCCGGGCAACGAAGGAGUGGCUUUGUAUGAAGCAUUUCAAGGUCCUGGAGUGGCCUAGCCAGUCUCCAGAUCUCAACCCCAUAGAAAAUCUUUGGAGGGAGUUGAAAGUCUGUGUUGCCCAGCAACAGCCCCAAAACAUCACUGCUCUAGAGGAGAUCUGCAUGGAGGAAUGGGCCAAAAUAUCAGCAACAGUGUGUAUGAACCUUGUGAAGACUUACAGAAAACGUUUGACCUCUGUCAUUGCCAACAAAGGGUAUAUAACAAAGUAUUGAGAUAAACUUUUGUUAUUGACCAAAUACUUAUUUUCCACCAUAAUUUGCAAAUAAAUUAAAAAAUCCUACAAUGUGAUUUUCUGGAUUUUUUUUUCUCAUUUUGUCUAUCAUAGUUGAAGUGUACCUAUGAUGAAAAUUACAGGCCUCUCAUCUUUUUAAGUGGGAGAACUUGCACAAUUGGUGGCUGACUAAAUACUUUUUUUGCCCCACUGUACUCAUUGAUUCUUGAAGAAUAUGACUUGUAAAAUGUCCCAUCAGCUUAGUUCAUUCGUCGUACCCCAUCAGAACUCAAAAUAUAAACUUGUUUUACUCAAUUGUUUGUAAAUGAUGCAAUUGUAAAAAAUUAAAUAAAUACUUUAUAGUCUCAAAA
Messenger RNA from Salvelinus fontinalis (brook trout), 10237 nucleotides. RefSeq names its product protein FAM83H-like. The transcript has 6 exons. Bases 331 to 5259 code for a protein of 1642 amino acids. Gene Ontology annotation, molecular function: keratin filament binding. Gene Ontology annotation, cellular component: keratin filament. NCBI's taxonomy places the organism in Eukaryota, Metazoa, Chordata, Actinopteri, Salmoniformes, Salmonidae. The record is from RefSeq and is a predicted model, not a curated record. Gene Ontology annotation, biological process: protein localization to cytoskeleton; intermediate filament cytoskeleton organization; positive regulation of cell migration.